GAGAGACAAACUAAUUUGGUUUAUUCUGCUAUAAACUUACAGCUCGUCCUUUACAGAUAAAAUAGCCACUGUCAUUUACUUUUACAAUAGAGUAGAGAGUACAAUGAGGGGUGCAAAGGGUGACUUGGUAUCCACCGAGAGUUUCGCGUUAUUAAGCUUACCUGAUGAGGUCACGACUCAAAUCAUUGCUGUCCUUAGCCAGAUCGAUAUCCUUCUGCUAAUACAAGUAAAUAAACAUUUAUAUAGCUUGGGACUACCAAAGUUAUACCAUUCCAUCUAUCUCAAUAAUUCCACCAGUUGUACUCCAUUAGCAAUUUCGAGUGAGAUCAAUUAUCCAUUUCAUAUAAAGUAUACCAUCAUCAAUUGGAUCACGUUUUUUAUUCGACAAAUGGAGAACAAUCCAAAUAAAAACUUGGUCAAGGAAAUAGUAACCAAUUGCAUAGAGCCAGAUGACUUUAAAACCAUACAGGAAAUGUUUCCAAAGGUGAAUAUAACCAUUGAAUAUGAUAGUGAAUUAUAUAGGUUCAGGAGCCUUGAUUUGCUGAUGGUUAACGGUCUAGAGCUUACCUACGAGAAUGCUUUGUUUUUUGACGAAAAUAUAAGGGGCAAGAAUUAUUAUUCCAUUAAAGAAGUGGGUAUUAACGAAGAAUCCGAUCAUGAUUUAUUUGGGAUAAUCCCUGUAUUAAAAGGAUUGGAAUCGAUGCAUAUCACCUCGGUAUCAGAUAGAACAUUUACUUCGCUCAAAGAUGCAGGUGUAUCCAAGUUGGCAAUCAAAAGGUUAUUUUUACAAAAUUUCAUAACUCCAAAUAAUCCAGGAGACUUAUUCCGCGACUUAGAUGAGUAUUUCAACCUUGAGCUGCUUGAAACCUUUGGUUUUGAUUCGAAAUACGAUUCUUUAUUCCAGGACUUACAAUUGACUAUUCCUCGAUUGCUGAAUCUAAAACAUUUAUUCCUUCAUGGUAACAGAAAAUGUUGCUUUGAUGCUAGUAUGAUUUUACCCCGAGAUAGUUUGGAAUUCUUAUGUUUGCAUGAUAGUAAAGAAAAUGGUGAAUUCUUUGAUUAUGAUUCGCUUAUGACAAUUAUAAGUCGCCAAGAAAGCACAUUGACUAGUUUGUGUUUACAAUGCAAUAUUUAUCAUUAUAUGGGAUACGAAUGGGUAGAUCGGGUUUAUAAUUAUUUGCAUGAAGUUACAGAGAUUGACAACAGGCGGAAUAUCCAUUUAAUCAACCAGAUUCUAGCCAAGGGAACGAGAUUUCCUAAAUUGGACACCAUUAUUAUAAAUGAGAAAUACUAUUUCAUUAAAAGAAAUGGACCAGGCGAUAUAAAGAUUAAUACUAUUUAAAAGUAAAUUUUACCAUCUUCAUUGUUAUAGUUGGUUAUUGUUUUCUAUUUAUUGACAGAGGAUACGUAAUGGGGGGAUUGAUCAUAGAUAAAAAGAUCAUUUGGAAUUAGAGAGAAUGUUGUUUGUAUUAUAGUUUUAAUAAAGGUAAAUAUUUU
This is a messenger RNA of Spathaspora passalidarum NRRL Y-27907, 1497 nucleotides long. Its product is annotated as F-box protein. The coding region runs from base 104 to 1342 and encodes 412 amino acids. The record is from RefSeq and is a predicted model, not a curated record. Gene Ontology annotation, molecular function: protein binding. The transcript has a single exon. NCBI's taxonomy places the organism in Eukaryota, Fungi, Ascomycota, Pichiomycetes, Serinales, Debaryomycetaceae.